Molecule: messenger RNA, 768 nt
Organism: Phytophthora infestans T30-4
Lineage: Eukaryota; Oomycota; Peronosporomycetes; Peronosporales; Peronosporaceae
Exons: 3
Coding region: 1-768 (255 amino acids)
Source: RefSeq, a predicted model, not a curated record
AUGAUGGAGGAUCAAGACCGACUUGCACGGCAGUAUCUCGAAAUACCUAUUGAGUACAGUAAGCCGAACGUACUGCUUGGAGACCCACAUCCCGUUUAUGAUGAGGCGGGCGAGUACAUGUUUGAGCUGUCACCAAUGACCGACGAGGAUGAACAUCACAAUUUGCACCCAAAUCCCACUACUGGCUAUUUCAACAUCUCCAUAUCUGAUAUCGAGAACUACCGAGGCCAUUUCGUCUGUAAAUAUGGAUUUACUUGUACUUCGAUUGGAGAUCGAGGAUCGUAUCUACCAAAUGAGCUCGUGUUCGGCAAAAAUUACCCGCCAGACCAGCUAAGACUUAUUUUACGCCAUGCACUUACGGGUUUGCUUCCUGAGACAAACUUCCUUCAUGACGUGGAGAGCAAUGCGCAACAAACUCCGACGUUUUCGCAUGCGUUAUCACGCCCAUGGUAUGACGAGAUACGCUCGAGACCGAUCUCGUCACAGAACGAGAUUGUAGCCGCGUUGGUAGCGCCGGAGAUUUUGCUUCCGGCCUUACAAGACCAAAAUGCUCGCGUCCCGACGCUCGAGAAGGAGCUACGCAUCGCCAAGCAAGAGCUGUCGACACAGACAGACCGAACGAACCAAUUGGAGCUGGAAGUUGACGUGCUAGUGCGUCGCAAACAGCAGCGCAAAGCACAGACAAACGCACUCAUGACAGCUAAACACACAGUCGAGAAACAGCUCGCCGCACUGAAAGAUGACCUGCUCAGUGCACAGCACGAUUAG